CGCUGGAGUGCUCAUGGACUUAUUAGUACUCAGACAGUGAACUUGAACUCUUUCCGCAUGUGGAGUUUGGUGCUCAUGGACGCGCUUGACGCUUGUAGAAGUCUCCGAGGAUGGAGGAAGACAAAGCAGAAAACACUUCGGGAUUAACAAACGCUGUGACGCCUCGGAUACAGAAAGGUGUUGGGACACUACAAACUGGCAGAACAGCUUCUAUGCACCUUGGCACAGACUCUACAACUAUCUGGAACUCUACCAGAAGGAUGAACAGCAUUCUUAUUCCCUUAGUUGGUGUUUCAGUGACGGUGGUGGUGGAGUGCUCUGUCUUUACACAUCACUCCAAAAUCUCCAGUCUGGCUGGAUCUGGAGGCUAUAGUGGAUGUGUGUGUGUGAGCUGUAGGCAGUGAUGGAGAUCAGGCCAAACUGCAGUAGUCACUGUGACUCUGAGUCCUGCUUCAUCCAUCCUGCAGUAAACAAGCAGCAGAGCUGGGACAUCCUGCUGAGGCUCUGCUCUCUCUCUACGAGGGUGGUGGAGGUGCAGAGCAGGUCUCUGUCUCCAGUUCUGUGUGCUAUAGCUUGGACGCUGCUCUCCUGUGGGAUACUGCUGUCCAUCCUAUUCCUCAUUUUCACCAUCCGCUAUAAAAACAACAGGAUUGUAAAGAUGUCGAGCCCCAACCUAAACAUGCUGACUCUGUUAGGGAGUGUGCUGACAUACACCAGUGGCUUCCUGUUUGCUAUAGAAGACAGAUCACCUGUACAGGGAGCAGGCCCAAAAGCUGUCUAUCAGGCAUGGGUCUGGACACUGUGUAUCGGCAGCUCUUUGGUGUUCGGACCCAUCCUGGGGAAAACAUGGCGUCUCUACAGGGUCUUUACUCAACGUGUACCUGACAGGAGAGUGAUCAUUCGUGACAUUCGGUUGAUGGGUUUGGUGGCCCUGCUGGUAGCUGUGGAUGUAGUGAUUCUGGCUGUGUGGAGUCUCACCGACCCUGUGAGGUGUUCCCGAUCAGUCAGUGCUGUGGUCAAGGUAAUGGAGUUUGAUGUGCGUUACUCCUUAACCCAGAUGGACUCGUGCUCCUCUCACUACUCUGGCCUGUGGGUCCUUCUCCUCUGUGCUCUCAAAGCCGUGCUGAUGGUGUAUGGCACAUACCUAGCCGGACUGACCAGUAGCGUCAGCCUGCCUCCAGUCAACCAAUCCCUGACCAUCAUGACCGCUGUGUAUCUAAUUACCGGCUUCACUGCUUUGGCCGUCCCUGUCUCUCUGUACCUGCAUUCAUGGCCCAACCUAAUCUACGGCAUGCUCUCUGGGACCAUCUUCAUCUGCACCACUGCCAUUAACUGCCUUAUAUUCGUGCCCCAGUUGACACAGUGGAGGCAGUUUGAAGAAGACGUGAACCCUCAUCCCAGCCAUAUGGCCAAAUACUUCAGCAGCAAGAGCCUUCGCUCCAGCGAGAAUGACAUUUACUACCUGCUCGGAGAAUAUGACUCUAUGAAGAGGUUAAUCAAUGAGAAAGACGCAGUAAUAAACAGUCUCCAGGAGCAAGUGAAGAAUGCCAAGGACAAACUUCUGAAGCUGAUGUCUGUGGGCCACCUGCAGGACGAAAGAGAAAUGGACUCUUCCACCACCAACCUCAACUCCUCAUCCACACAGACUACAGUGAUACCUCCUGAGCCUCCUGCUUCUCCGCUCCCCAUGAGAGAGGCCAUUCUUUCUGCCGCUAUCUCCCCACCAACGUAUGUGCCUCCUCUGUCGGCUCCAUCUUCUCCUCCUUCACUCUCGUCCUAUGAAACACCUCCUUCUUCUCAACACAGAGAAUCCUCGCCCUGUUUUUCUCCACACAGUUCAGACAGGGCGCCAGAGAACUCCCAAGUCAGUCACUUGAAACUUGAAAAUGCAGUUUUGACUAAAGGGUCUCAUUCCAAACGUAUCUUCAGGAGCACAUCUGUCAGCGUUGAACCUUCUGUAGUAAUGAACAUCCCUUUAGAGUCAUCUGUUAACCUGAUUACAUUGCAUGAUUCUAUAUCUCCGGUUUGGUCCGGGCCACAUACAGACGUUUCAGUAGUAGAAUCUGUUUUACCCUCAGCGGUGGGCCGCCAGGGUUUCGUGAGCAGCGAACAGCUGGAGGAGAUUCUGCAAGAUUUGAGCGUAGACGCCAUAAGCAGCUCGCUCAGAUCACCAAACGGUGUGAGAAGAUUGGCGAAUCCAGCACCUAACAAACUCUCGUCCAGAUCGUCUCUGCAGUUGUAUUUUCCCAGCAUCUCACCAUACAUGAUGCGAAAACGCCGACCUCCGUUCCACGCGUGCAGAAAGGGUUUACCUCCGUACUACUACCCAGGCUCAGCGCCCCCUGGCUGUAGUAAAGUACAUGAACUAAAACCGUCUUCCAGCACUUUUCUGUUGACGCAUAAGCAAUCCAUAAUAUGGAAGGCGAUGGAAAUGAGGCAGAGAAAAAGGACGGAAACUUUAGGGCAUGGUGUGACUCAAAUACCCAGUCACGAUCAGGCAGGAGGAGACUGAGACGCACACAUCAUGACUGUUCUUCUAAGGGACAGCGCUCAGGACCUCUAGUAGGACCUGAUAGAACCAGAGCAGCAGAUUCAGAUGAAUAUUCAGACUCAGACUCCAGCAGCUCAGAGGAUUACUGCUACUACCACCGACCCUACUGUGAAGCCUGCAUGCAUAGUCCUUACGCCUCCAGCGACAGCAGCAGCUCAGAGACGUCUGACAGUGAGUACACAGAACUGGAUCGCUCCUCACAUCCUGUGGUUAACUUCAAAGAGGACCUCAAACCUACGUUUGUUUAAAUAGACGUGAGGAUCUGAACGGAUCUGAUUGCAAUAAUUCAUGGCACUAAACACAAUCAUCUGUAUAAACAGACACAAAUAGACACAUAUUCAUCUAUUAAAAAAGGAGCUACAGUGAAUUUCUGAAAUAAAUGGAUAGAUUUUAUGGCUGGAAUUCUACAGUGCAUGCCCAUGUAAGUUUUUCAUCAGAUGGCCUGGGAAAACUUUUCAGAUGGUGAAAUAGGCGGAAACCACAAGUGAAGUUAUGUAAGAGACAGAAACACUUGGGUGCAUGCUCUUAUAAGAAAAUAAUCGCCUGACGCGAAAUGGAGGGUUGUUACCAAAUUGAAGUGCAUUACGUUCCAGUAAUGGUACACCACCAAGUGUUUAUUUAAUUUAAAUCAUAAAUCACGUUUUCAUUAAUUAAUGACCAUUUAUUUUAAUUGUUUUUAAUUACAUGUAACAUUCUCACUCGCCCUUAAUAGCAGCUAUCAAACUCUUUCUGUACUCUCUCAUGAAGUUAGUAAGAUAACCAAAAGAAAUUCAAUGGGAAUAUGCAAAGCACAAAGUCCUUGUUCCAUAAAUGUGGAACAAAAACCCUUUCAAUAAAAAUAUUUGUAUUUGUUUAAUAACAGCAAUGUUUAUUGUUAGACUUGUAUUAUGUAGCAUUCGAUUAUUCAAGUCUUUGUAUCUAGGUUAGCAAUGAUAACAGUAGAAUGAAUUCGAAAGCUAGAUGCUUUCAGAGCUGCAAAAAUGAAUGUUGAACACAUUCAGUAUUCCCAAACACUUAAAAAACCCUCUGAUUCCUUUAUUUUAUAAGAUACCAUCUUACUUUACUUUGAAUAUUAAUAAUCCUGUCAUGUUUGGAAGUUGCAUGUCAGCUUCAAUUCACUGUAUGGACUAAUGUAAUGUUCAGAAAGCUCAAAUGAAUCUGAUAGUUAGGUGUUAGGCUACAAUCUUUUGUCCAUAUACUGUACAAUUCCAUAUUAUGAUUUAGCUCCUGCUUUGUUAUUUAUUCCCUGAAAUGAUUCCCUGAUAUUGCAUUAAAGGGAGAAAGAGCCAAGAGCAAAAACCCUGACAAAGUGCAAAAGGGCUCGUGUUUACAUUUUAUUCCUCUUAAAUGUUUUUCACCUGACACCUUCAUCUAUAUAAUAUUAGUUACCAAUGUUACACAAGUUGUACAUGUUACUGUACUAUACAUUCAGCUACAUUAUUUGGAAUGAAAUGCACUAUGACUGAAUCCAGGCACCUAUUCUGAACUGCUUUGGGUUAGAUCUAUAUAUAUAUAUCUAUACAGAAGCUCUUUUAAAGCUAAUUUUGUUGAAUGUGUUAUUAGUAGCUCUCUUUUUUAGACAAAAUGAUAAAUAUAUAAAACCACUUCACUGGUAUGUUUGUUGAUGUAAUUCAGUUUGUACAGUCUCAGUGGUCUGAAAGGUCAGACUUUAAACUGUAACAUUUGUUUUGCAUUUCUAUUUAUACCUCAAAUAUGUUUUUUGUACAGUAGAUAAUGUGUGCAUUAUUAACUAGAUACAGUUUUUGGUUAUUUAUGUAAUUUAACACUUUUUUUUGUUUGUUUGUUUUUUUUGUAAGAUUGUUACCAGUGACUGCCUCAUCUGAUCUUUUGCUGUGCUGGUUUACAUUAAAAUGAAUUGUUGCUUUCACACAU
Messenger RNA from Silurus meridionalis, 4444 nucleotides. RefSeq names its product G protein-coupled receptor 156 (gene gpr156). The record is from RefSeq and is a predicted model, not a curated record. The transcript is spliced from 11 exons. The coding region runs from base 404 to 2512 and encodes 702 amino acids. Gene Ontology annotation, cellular component: membrane; G protein-coupled receptor heterodimeric complex. Gene Ontology annotation, biological process: gamma-aminobutyric acid signaling pathway; G protein-coupled receptor signaling pathway. Gene Ontology annotation, molecular function: G protein-coupled GABA receptor activity. NCBI's taxonomy places the organism in Eukaryota, Metazoa, Chordata, Actinopteri, Siluriformes, Siluridae.